AUGGCUGGGGUUAGUUCCGUGGCUAUGUUGGGAGCAGGGACCCCAGUGGUGGAUCCCACCAGCCACAAUUUCUUUGGGGGGGGGGGAGUCCUGGAGUUCCUGCAACAGGCUAUGCAGCAGCUCAACACCCACAUGCAUGCAGACAGAGAAAUCCAGAUAGAGCUUUGGGAACACAUUGACAACCUAGCUACAGAACUAUGCGGAAUCAAUGAGGAUCAGAAGGUGGCCCUGGAUCUCGACCCCUGUGUUAAGAAGCUGCUGAAUACCAGGAAAAGAGUUGUCUUAGUCAACAACAUUCUACAGAACACCCAGGAACAGCUGAGGAGGCUAAGCUACAGUGUUGCCAAGGAAACAGCCCAAAGGUGA
Molecule: messenger RNA, 366 nt
Organism: Jaculus jaculus (lesser Egyptian jerboa)
Lineage: Eukaryota; Metazoa; Chordata; Mammalia; Rodentia; Dipodidae
Product: SNARE-associated protein Snapin-like
Exons: 2
Coding region: 1-366 (121 amino acids)
Biological process (GO): intracellular protein transport; synaptic vesicle exocytosis; lysosome organization
Cellular component (GO): synaptic vesicle; BLOC-1 complex; BORC complex
Molecular function (GO): SNARE binding
Source: RefSeq, a predicted model, not a curated record